Molecule: messenger RNA, 3542 nt
Organism: Orussus abietinus
Lineage: Eukaryota; Metazoa; Arthropoda; Insecta; Hymenoptera; Orussidae
Gene: Nmdar1
Product: glutamate [NMDA] receptor subunit 1
Exons: 17
Coding region: 100-3021 (973 amino acids)
Biological process (GO): ionotropic glutamate receptor signaling pathway; monoatomic ion transport; regulation of membrane potential
Cellular component (GO): NMDA selective glutamate receptor complex; neuron projection; synapse
Molecular function (GO): NMDA glutamate receptor activity
Source: RefSeq, a predicted model, not a curated record
AAACGCGGUUAAGUAAACCCGGCACUCCCUUGGGGAGCACACGAGCGAAUUCCUGGGCGUGUUCUUCACCUUUAUCAACGUUCAUCAACCAAGGUAGACAUGCGCUCCACCGGCACUCGUCCCAUCAAUCAGAGGUCCAAGGCAUCCAGGAUGGAGGGAUUGAACAGAAAAAGUAUUUUAAUUUACUCCCUUUUGCUUUUGCAAGAGGGAGUCAGGCCUGCAAUUGCUGCACGGACCCCCGGGCAUAAUAAUCCUCGUACUUUUAAAAUCGGCGGGGUUCUCUCUAAUAAUCAAAGCGAGGCCUAUUUCAACGACACCAUCGAUCACCUUAAUUUCAACGAUCAAUUCGUGAACAAGGGAGUCACGUUUUAUCACGUCGUCAUCGAGAUGGAUUCCAAUCCAAUUCGCACUGCGUUAAACGUCUGCAGAUUUUUAAUCGCCGAGGGAGUUUACGCGGUGGUUGUGUCUCAUCCUCUUACGGGAGACUUAUCACCGGCCGCUGUUUCAUACACGAGUGGAUUUUACCACAUACCAGUCAUUGGUAUCUCCUCCAGGGACUCUGCAUUUUCCGACAAAAACAUCCACGUGUCGUUUCUGCGAACGGUACCUCCAUACUCUCAUCAAGCCGAUGUGUGGAUUGAGUUGCUUAAGCAUUUCAACUACAUGAAAGUCAUUUUCAUACACAGCUCGGACACCGAUGGGCGAGCUCUGCUUGGCCGAUUCCAGACUACGUCUCAAAGUCUAGAAGACGACGUGGAGAUUAAAGUACAUGUUGAGUCUGUGAUUGAAUUUGAACCAGGUCUUACGAGUUUUACCGAACAAUUAAUGGAGAUGAAGAGUGCUCAAGCCAGAGUUUGUCUUAUGUACGCCAUAAAAUCAGAUGCAGAGGUAAUCUUUAGAGACGCUGCGGCCUUAAACAUGACUGGUGCUGGAUAUGUAUGGAUUGUAACCGAACAAGCUCUCCAAGCUCCAAAUGCACCGGAAGGUCUGCUAGGUUUGAAGCUAAUAAACGCUGUAGAUGAAAAAGCUCAUAUAAAGGACAGUCUGUACAUACUCGUGUCAGCAUUGCGAGUUAUGAAUGCAACGGAAGACAUUUCCGAAGCUCCAACGGAUUGCAAUGACUCCGGGUCCAUUUGGGAAACCGGAAAAAUACUUUUCGAUUACAUACGACGCCAAGUUCUAGAAACCGGUGCCACAGGUCGAGUCGCUUUUGACGACAAUGGCGACAGGAUUUUUGCAGAAUACGAUGUUGUUAAUAUUAAGGAUAGAGAGCCAGUGUCGGUUGGCCAAUAUUUUUACUCCGCUAACGCGAGCAAAAUGAAGUUAAAGUUGGACGAGGCGAACAUAACUUGGCCAGGACACUUACAGAAUAAGCCGGAGGGUUUUAUGAUCCCCACGCAUUUAAUGGUCCUAACAAUUGAGGAGAAACCGUUUGUAUAUGUACGCGAAGCUGCCAGCAUCGACGACUGCCUACCAGAAGAAGUUCCUUGCCCUCAUUUUAAUACCACAGAAACUAAUAAUACGGAAACAUACUGUUGUAAGGGUUACUGUGUCGAUUUACUCAAAGAAUUAUCAACGGUAAUCAACUUUACUUACAACCUGGCUCUAUCACCGGACGGUCAGUUUGGGAGCUACACGAUAAAAAACAGCUCAGGAGGAAAAAAAGAAUGGAGCGGCCUUGUAGGCGAGCUAGUGAACGAACGAGCAGAUAUGAUAGUGGCUCCUCUCACUAUAAACCCAGAACGUGCAGAAUUCAUCGAGUUCAGCAAACCAUUCAAGUACCAGGGCAUCACCAUCCUUGAAAAAAAACCUUCAAGAUCGUCGACAUUGGUGUCAUUUUUACAACCGUUCAGCAACACUCUCUGGAUCCUGGUGAUGGUGUCGGUGCACGUAGUGGCACUAGUUCUGUACCUCCUCGACCGGUUCUCGCCUUUCGGGAGGUUCAAGCUAGCCAACACUGACGGCACCGAGGAGGAUGCUCUCAACUUAUCCAGCGCGAUUUGGUUCGCCUGGGGAGUUCUGCUCAACAGUGGGAUCGGAGAAGGCACACCUCGAAGUUUUUCUGCACGGGUCCUGGGAAUGGUAUGGGCUGGCUUUGCAAUGAUCAUCGUGGCUUCGUACACUGCCAAUCUUGCUGCUUUCCUCGUGUUGGAACGACCCAAGACAAAAUUGACGGGAAUAAAUGAUGCGCGACUUAGGAACACCAUGGAAAACCUGACCUGCGCAACGGUGAAGGGAUCUGCCGUUGACAUGUACUUCCGAAGACAGGUGGAACUGUCCAACAUGUAUCGCACAAUGGAAGCUAAUAAUUACGACACUGCCGAAGACGCCAUACAUGACGUCAAAAUUGGAAAGCUGAUGGCAUUUAUUUGGGAUAGUUCACGUUUGGAGUUCGAAGCUGCUCAGGAUUGCGAGUUGGUCACAGCUGGCGAAUUAUUCGGUCGUUCCGGAUACGGAAUCGGAUUGCAAAAAGCAUCUCCUUGGGCCGACGCCGUAACUUUGGCCAUAUUGGACUUCCAUGAAAGCGGUUUCAUGGAAAGCCUCGACAACGAGUGGAUCCUUCAGGGGAACAUUCAACAGUGCGAGCAAUUCGAAAAGACUCCAAACACUCUUGGCUUGAAAAACAUGGCUGGGGUCUUUAUUCUCGUCGGAGCCGGCAUAGUCGGCGGAAUAGGGUUGAUCAUAAUCGAAAUGGCGUACAAAAAACACCAAAUUCGAAAACAGAAGAAAUUGGAGCUGGCGAGGCAUGCGGCCGACAAAUGGCGAGGUGCGAUCGAGAAACGCAAAACCUUGCGUGCCUCGAUAGCGGCACAGCGAAGACUUCAAAGUAAUGGUUUAAAUGACCCAGCGACCGUAAGUUUGGCAGUAGAUUCGGUUCCUAGGUCUAGUCUGACACCCCGUAGUCCGGGAAGAGCCUGGCCAGGUGACAGUGACAUCCGUCAACGACCACUGUCACGUUCGGAGGACAUACGACUGUCACCUGCGGCCUACACCGCAGACGUCUCCCAUCUCAUAGUCUAGAUAGUAGAUAUUUUAUAAAUAAUAUUUCUCGGUUACGUAUGCAGUCGCGACAAGGCGACACGGAGAGAAUUCUUUACCCCUCACUCCAUCGUCCAACUCGUACUAAUAAACGCGUAAAGAAGGAACAAAAGUCUGGUUUUUAUCCCAAGUAAUUUUGUAUAAAACGUUCGAGUAAAAAGUCUUAUCUCAUUAGAAUUUGCGUUUCUUACGAGAAGAGGGAACGCGAAUUUUGAAGAGACUCAAGUGGUUAAAUUGAAAUUUUGUAACGAGUUAUGGGUGAGCAUUUGGGGUAAAGCAUUCUAUCCUGGUUUGAUUUCAAAGUUCAUCCUGUCGAAGGGAUUUUACCGAUGCAGUAUUAUGAGAGUUUGUUAUGCGUAAACUUGAUCGGAAGCGUUAUGUCAUAGAAUUAAGGCGUGGGAAAUUGUUAUAACGUGUUUAAAUUCUAAGGUAGUAAAUGAUGCGGUAUUUACGCUGAUCGGCGAAGAUAUACGAAAAUUCGCUACAAUAGUAAAGCUUCGGGA